Talaromyces proteolyticus is the source of this 537-nucleotide messenger RNA. RefSeq lists its product as uncharacterized. Lineage: Eukaryota; Fungi; Ascomycota; Eurotiomycetes; Eurotiales; Trichocomaceae. The coding region runs from base 1 to 537 and encodes 178 amino acids. The transcript has a single exon. The record is from RefSeq and is a predicted model, not a curated record.
AUGCCAGCCUCAAACAAAGAUCGCGUUUACGUCGCCCUCUACGCACGUGGAGGGCGAGAUCCUGACGCUUUUCACUGGGCUAUCAUUGUGGGACCGAAGAAGGAGGGGGUAGGAGGAAGUCGGGGAUAUCGAUAUCAUGCAAUACAGCGACCUGAUCCAUCCAGAACGGGUCAUUUCAUAUGGGUAUACGAAGCUCUCGAAAUCACCCUUUUCCAGACGAACAUGCUACUUGGUCGCAUUCUGAUCGCAAAAGUUACCAAUGACACGCAACUCCGCACAACUCUUGCUGCUGUUCCUCUUGUGCAGGACGAUCCAUCAUGGAAUUGUCAAGUCUGGGUGAAAAAUGCCAUCGCAGCUUUGGAGGCAGAUCGGAAGAGUUUGGGCACUCGGGUCACAGACUGGACUGCAAUUGAGCAGAUUGCAAAUGGCUAUAUUAACCGAAAGAGAGAGCAGAGACGCUAUGAUGGAUCAGGAGGGUGGGCAUCGGGAACUGUUCCAACUUUUGACCUUCUCGAGAACAGAGAGAGUGUUUCAUAG